This is a messenger RNA of Protomyces lactucae-debilis, 1180 nucleotides long. Its product is annotated as dihydroceramide delta(4)-desaturase. Gene Ontology annotation, biological process: ceramide biosynthetic process. The record is from RefSeq and is a predicted model, not a curated record. Bases 30 to 1046 code for a protein of 338 amino acids. NCBI's taxonomy places the organism in Eukaryota, Fungi, Ascomycota, Taphrinomycetes, Taphrinales, Protomycetaceae. Gene Ontology annotation, cellular component: membrane. Gene Ontology annotation, molecular function: sphingolipid delta-4 desaturase activity. The transcript has a single exon.
CGUACCCACUGCCGACUCAAUUCAGAGCCAUGGCAACAGAUAUGGAAGUACGGACAGAGGCAGAGCAGCGGCUGCUCGACUUUCACUGGUCGUACUCUGAAGAGCCGCAUCGGACGCGGCGGCAGGCCAUCAUCAAGGCGCAUCCCGAAGUCGGCGCGUUGUGUGGGCCAGAGCCCUUGACCAAAUGGCUUGUGUUGCUCGUUGUAUUUGUGCAGACACUUGCAGCGGUUUUCCUGAGAGAUGCACCUAUCCUGUCUUGGCGGUUUAUGCUCACAGCCUACCUACUUGGUGGCACAUGCAACCAAAACAUCUUUCUCGCCAUUCACGAAAUCUCGCAUAAUCUGGCAUUCAAGAGCAUGAUGGCAAAUCGUUACUUCGCUAUCGUUGCUAAUCUGCCCAUUGGCCUGCCGUACUCGGCCGCCUUUCGCCCAUACCAUCUGGAACAUCACAAACACCUUGGCGUGGACGGUAUCGAUACAGACUUGCCCACGCGCUUUGAGGCGCUCUUUUUGCAGAACGUUCUCGGCAAGGCAUUCUUUGCUACCUUUCAAAUCUUCUUUUACGCGUUACGGCCCAUGAUGGUCAAGGCCAUGCCAUUCACACCGCUGCACUUUGCCAAUAUUUUCACGCAGCUCUCCUUUGAUUACAUUCUCGUCUCCCUCUUUGGCUGGAAGCCUUUACUAUACUUGCUCUUCUCGAGCUUCUUUGCAGGCUCAUUGCAUCCAUGUGCCGGGCAUUUCAUCGCAGAGCACUAUGUCUUUGAGAAUAGCAUGUCGGACGAGACGGGUGUCCCUGCCGAGACGUACUCCUACUAUGGCGGUCUCAAUGCACUCACAUACAACGUUGGGUAUCACAACGAGCACCAUGAUUUUCCCUUUGUUGCUUGGACGCGCCUACCAAAGUUGCGAGCCGUUGCUUCUGAAUUCUACGAUGAUUUGCCACAGCAUGGCAGUUGGACAUAUGUCAUCUUUCAAUUUAUUACAGACCCGAAGGUUGGUAUGUUCUCAAGGGUCAAGAGAACAGGAUCAAAUGUCAAGAAGGCAUGAGGGUCAAUGCUUCUAUAGAUGGCGCUAGCGUUGCUUUUAGAAUAGAGUCCAAAUUGAUGUUUCCGGCUUUUUGAAGAGAUUGCGCAUGAAUCGCCAGUGUCGGAAUGCCAUGACUUGCGAGCUGCUGACCAAAG